AUGAAUCGCGCCAAUAUUAGCUCUGGGUCAGCUUUUGAAGCAGAGAUUGGCUAUUCCCGCGCAGUCAUUGUAGAUGACUGGAUCAUGGUAUCAGGAACCACGGGGUACGACUACGCGAGCGGCAGGAUAUCAGACGACGUAGCGCAGCAAGCCGAGCAGACCCUGGUCAACAUCAGCGAGGCGUUGGAGAAGGCCGGGUCCUCCAUGGCAGACGUGGUGCGCGUGCACUACAUGCUGCCAGACAGGAACGACUUCCCCAAGACGUGGCCGGUGCUGAGGAAGUGGUUCGGGGACGUGAAGCCGGCGGCAACCAUGACGCAGGCGGCCUUGAUGAAGGAGGAGAUGAAGAUCGAGGUGGAGGUGACGGCUAGGAAGGGCAGCGGACACGGAGCAGCACGAGGGUAG
Molecule: messenger RNA, 405 nt
Organism: Ustilaginoidea virens
Lineage: Eukaryota; Fungi; Ascomycota; Sordariomycetes; Hypocreales; Clavicipitaceae
Exons: 2
Coding region: 1-405 (134 amino acids)
Source: RefSeq, a predicted model, not a curated record